Messenger RNA from Brassica napus (rape), 4288 nucleotides. Its product is annotated as cation/H(+) antiporter 6B. The coding region runs from base 504 to 2894 and encodes 796 amino acids. The transcript has 4 exons. Gene Ontology annotation, molecular function: antiporter activity. Gene Ontology annotation, cellular component: membrane; endomembrane system. The record is from RefSeq and is a predicted model, not a curated record. Gene Ontology annotation, biological process: regulation of pH; proton transmembrane transport. NCBI's taxonomy places the organism in Eukaryota, Viridiplantae, Streptophyta, Magnoliopsida, Brassicales, Brassicaceae.
AGAGACGAUGCUCUCCUUUUCUGUACUUUCUGUACUUUUCUGAACCUUCUUUCAAUGAGUCUGAUAUCUUCUAUUUAUAGUGAUGUACGUUUUGUCUUCUAGCGAAAUCAUCAAUUGUUGCUUAAUGGGCCGAGGUAUAGCUACCUUGCUAUCACAAUUCAAAAAUAGAUUAUCUUACAAUAAGAUGGUCUGUUUAACACGCACAGUUAAAAAUAAUUUGGAGGUCAAAGAUGGAUAAACAUCUCAUUUUGUUACUUACUGAUUAAAAAUAGCUAAGACUGUUUAUUGAGGCUGUCCUAGUUAAUUUGAUCAUGUUAUUUUAAAGCAACACAGCUUACAAGCGCGAAAAUAAACAAGAGAACACCUGGACACUAUAUUUAGCCCUAAUCUCUGCUUAUUAUAGAGAUAUUUAUGGGAUUUGGAUAAACCAUUUGACCGGUCUUCUUAGUUCUCGCUUUGAUUUGAGAAAACAAAGAAUUUUCAUUGAUAAAAUUUGCUCCAAAAUGGAUGCGCAAGAGGCAACUUGGCAUAGAGAGAUGUGGAACGGCCAGGUGAAAAGAACAGACAUGGGGACUAAAAUGUUUUGCGAAAUAUCUCCACAUAUAAUGUUGAACUCACACGGCGCCUGGGAGAAGUUGGAUUCUGGGCCUACAGCAAUGUCAUUCUGGGAGUACCCUCUUCCCAGAAUAGAGAUUGCAAUUCUCUCCACAUUCCUAUCAUGGCGUUUCUUUGAUGUCUUGUUCAAGAAGUUAGGUGUUCCUAUUCCAAGGUUCACCUCCAUGAUGCUUGUUGGUGCACUCUUAAGCGAGACGUUUCAGUCGAGUAAAAUGUCAUGGUUUCGACAUAUCUUUGUCUGUGACAUUUAUAUGCCAAGGGUUGCUGAGACCAUUGGUACGUUUGCCUUUGUCCUAAACUGGUUCCUAAGAGGCGUGACUACGAAUAUUGGCAUGGUAAAAAAUUUCAGAACUAGGAGUAUUGUAAUUGGAGUCGCGGCAAUGAUAAUCCCAUGGUAUAUCGGAAAGCUAGUCUAUACCUACAGAGAGAAAUCUAGUGACCUAACGAUGACGAAUAUAGAAUAUUCUGUAAUUAUAUUAACCACGAGUAUGGCUCCCUUCACUUGCAUCAACAUGCUCCUCACAGACCUCAAGGUAGUUCACACUGAGUUCGGACAAAUCGCUCAGUCUUCGGCUAUGGUAACCGAUGUGCUUGCUUUUACCAUGACCAUAUCGUCUCAGAUUAGCCGUGACUAUUAUUCUGGUAUGCGGAUGGGAUUAGCUUUAAUGGUCUUCUUUGUUUCCCUGUACCUUGUACGACAAGCCAUGCUUUGGGUGGUCAGACAUACACCAGAGGGAGCACCUGUGAAGAAUAUCUAUAUCUACAUUGGUCUCCUGCUAGGUUACCUGGCUUAUAUUUUCUGGGACUACUUCUUGUUCUUCGGACCGCUUGGGGCCUUUGUUCUUGGUUUGGCUAUCCCAGAAGGGCCGCCUUUAGGAUCAGAGUUUAUAAGAAGAUUCGACAGUUUCAAUGAGGGCAUCUUCUUACCUCUCUUUGGAUCACUUACCAUGAUUAAACUAGAUUGGUCAUUUGUAAUAAAGGAGCUUGGAAGUGGAAGGCAUCUCCAUGGACAUACCUACGAGUGUCUUUCAUUCCUUUUCAUCAUAUAUAUGGCAAAAUUCACGACUUCUUUUUUAACAGCCAUAGCUUCAAGGAUGCCUUUGAGAGACUCAGCUAUCCUAGGUAUCAUUAUGGGCACCAAGAGUAGUUUUGAGUUGGCUUACGUACUCUACGCAUUCGAUAAAGAAAGAAUUAGCUUGGAGGUUUUCACGCUCAUGGGCAUAUACAUUCUCAUAAACUCUUUGUUAACGCCAAUGGCUAUACAUUUCUUGUAUGACCGGGAAAAGAGAUUUGCCUCGUAUGGAGAAAGAAGUCUCAAACAAAAGCCGGAACUACAAAUGGUGGUGUGCAUUAACAAGCCUGACAACAUAACAUCCAUGAUCAAUCUUCUAAGAGCUACUGCCCCAUCUAAAGAAUCCCCACUAAUGUGUUGUGUUCUUCACCUAAUAGAGCUUGUGGGUAAAGCUACUCCCACGUUUAUCUCCCACCAGCUUCAGAAACCAAAGCCUGGAAGCCAAUCUUACUCAGAAAAUGUCAUAAGCUCUUUCCAAAUGUUUCAAGAUAUUCACCUGGACUACACUUCUAUACACAUGUUCACCUCCUUAACUUCCACUAAAGAGAUGCAUGAACACAUUUGCUGGUUUGCUCUUGAUAAAAAUUCAAAUCUUAUACUACUCUCUUUUCACCGCAAUUGGGGACCCAGUGGUUAUGGCAUUAUCUCCGACGAUCAAACCCUAAGAAAUCUUAACCGCAGCGUCCUGAAACGAGCACCUUGCACUGUCGGAAUUCUUGUUCACCGGAAACCAAUAUGGCAACCCAAAUCCGUAGAAUCUCCAUGCAGGGUGUGCUUGGUUUCCGCGGGAGGGAACGAUGACAAAGAGGCAUUAGCAUUAGCAGAUCACAUGAGAGGUAACCCAAAAGUGAGUCUAACGGUGCUAACUCUGAUCCCUAUGUCUAUAGCCGAGGAGAGAAGCGGCGAGUGGAGCCAGAAUCAAAUGGUGGACACGUGCCUGGUUGAAGAGAGGCCUGGGGAUAAAUCGAUAACGUACAUUGUUAGAAUGGUGGCGGAAGGGGGAGAGACUUCAAAGAUUCUACACUCGGUGGCGUAUGACUAUGACAUGUUCAUAGUCGGGAGAAGUAGCGGGAAUGGUACCGAGGCCACCAAAGGACUAGGGGACUGGACUGAGUUCGAGGAACUUGGUAUCAUUGGAGAUUUGUUAGCAUCUGAAGAUUUUCCUUCUAGAGCAUCCGUCUUGGUCCUCCAGCAACAAGUAUCAUGAGAGUUAAUUAGUUUUCCUUAAUUUAGCUUCAGCCUUCUUUUUCCUUUCCUCCUUUCCUCCUUUCUUUGGUUUUGUUUGUUGAUUGUAAUGAAAAUAACACACAAACGCUCAAUUUUUUUAUUAUUUUUUCGUGAUGUAAAGAUUGAAUGUAUAUUUCAAGAUAGUUCAAACGAAAAAUGUUUUAAAAUUUUGAGAAAUUCAGAACAAUUCACUAGUGUUAAAAUAUAAUUUAUGAAUUAAUGCUAAAUAUUUAAAACUUGCUGUUACCAUCAAACAUUGAUUUACAGAUGAUAACAUGAUAAUUAAUUAAUUUUAAAUGGCUAAUAUAAAAGUUAUUUUAUCAAUUAAUAGUCCAAACAUAAUUAAAACCAAACUAGAAAGAGUUAGUUAAAAAAAAAAUCCCAAAUUAGUAUAAACAUAAAGGAAGAGAGUUCUCUCUCCUCUUCUCCGUUCUCUACUAUCAUCUUUCACGGAGAAGGAGAUGAGACUCUUGUUUUUGUUUAUGUAAAAUACUUCGAUCCAAGUGAUCGACUUUUUCUCUUUGCUAGGCGAAUCUCUUCUUCGUCUUGACGAAUUUUGUAUUCACUCGGUGAUUUUGUUGUGUUCAAUUGAAAAACAGAGCAGAUCUUCAAGAUGUUUCAUUAUCUCUGUAUUUUAGUUGAUUUAAUAAAGUAUCCGAUUAAUAUCGGAUUCAAUAGUUAAAGCUCUCCACCUUCUGAUUCGCUAUGGUUAUACUUGAUCUUGAGAUUGAAUUCUCUCUUGGUUAGAAACGCUUAGGCCUUGAUUUUGAAGUGGUAGCAAUCUUCGAUUCUGUGUUAAGACGAAGUAUCCAUGAUAGUCAAGGUUUGAGAUUUAGAUUUUGCUUUGGGAAUCAGGUGCAGAACGCAGAAGAGUUGGAGCUGCUUCAUCGGUGGUGUUCCGACAAAGUCCUGUUCUUGUUUCUCUGAAGCGUUUCUCUGAAGUUAACUUCUGGCGAUUUGAGAUGAAAACCUUUUGAUCAGCGGCGAUUGAGGGUAUUGAAGAGCGUGCAAGCAGAUUUCAACUGAACUGGAGGCGGAGAUCGAUGAGUUUUCCGGCAAAGGUUCCAGCACCGUUUUCUCUUUCUUUGGUUUAGCAGAGAAGAAGCCACGACAACAAGUAACAUGUCGUUCAUGCACUAAACCUAAUCUUUUGUUGUUGGGUUUCUUUUAGGCUUAAUUAAAAAUGCAAUUUGUGGGAUCUGUUUGUAUUUAUGCUGAUUGGGCUGAUGAAAAAAGAAAGUUGACCAAAAAAAGAGAAAAAAAAAGUAAAAACAUAAAGGUCUCCUUUUUUUUUGUCACUGAAUAUUUCAUUAAAAAAAUGAGAAGAAGAAUUGAGCCCAAAACCAUGGCCCAAAUCAAGAUAUCUGUUACAAA